AUGGUGCCGGGCUAUUAUUUUAUUGUUUUGCAAACAAUAUUUUUCAAUUUCAUCUCUAGUUGUUAUUAUUUAUAAAUAAUCAAUUAAAACUUGGUUAAACGUUCGUCAUUUAUGGAAAUGUAUACCUGGGAUUGCUGCCGGACAUGUUUGGGCACUCGGAACUUGCAUCCAAUAUUCGUAAACACCGCAAAAAGUGAUAAAUACACUAAAACAAUUUUCACCGUCACCGGUGUAAAGGUUUACACAGUCUAAUGUAAAAGUUCACUGACUCUAGGCAGAAUAAUGAGAUACAAAAACUUAGCUCUGCCAAGCUGUUGCUAGAGGCUCAGGCUCAGGUGGAACUAAAUGACACAAUGCCACAAGAUAUUUGUGUGGAAUGCAUAAAUUUCAUUAACAAAUCAAUAAAAUUCAGAAGAAAAUGCGAAGAAGUACAGAACAUGUUGCAAGAGAAUGGAACAAAAUGUAAAAAUGUUAAAUUAGAGUACUUCAAAAAUGUAAAAGAAGAAUGCCAUCCGUCAAUUGACAUUACAGACUCCUAUGAUGAUGACUUUAAAGAUUUUGAUGAUAACAUUACAUUGGACGCCUUACAAUAUCAAAAUAUUGGACAGAAUAAUUUGAAUAAUGAUGAAAUUGUCUAUGGGUCUAUUACAAACAAUGUAUCAGAAACCAGUGAUGAUAGUGAUGACAAAAUUAUUAAAACUGUUAAUCAUUCUGCUGACAGUAAUGGCACAAUGAUUAAAACUGUCCAUUAUUCUGAUGAUAGUAAUGACAAAAUUGUUGAUAAUCAGUACAAUGGUGACCAGUUAAAUGUGGUGGAAUUUCACAAAACUGAAAAUGACAGCAAUAAUGACAAAAUAGUGUUCAAUACUGUUCAGAAUCAUGAUAGGAAUGAUGAAAUUAAUGAAGACAUUGAGAACAAGUCAGACAAUAAAGUGCAUUUAAUAGAAAAACAAAAUUUGUUCAGUAAAAAAAGAAAAACAAGAGUGAGAGCAGUGAGGAAGAAAGAGAAAAGCGAUGAAGAUUUAAAAACAAAACAGGAGAUUGAGUGCGAGUUCUGUCACAAGAUCCUGACGUCAAAAUUGUCUUUAAGAAAUCAUUAUAAGAUUCACACCGGCUUUGACAUUGUUUGUGAGCACUGUGGCAAGAAGUUUAUAACGCGUCGGUUGCUGCUGAUGCACUGCAGGGCGAAGCACGGCUACGAGAAGACUGACAAGUGCUCCUACUGUGACUACCGGGCCUCCAACGCCGAGCAGGUCAAGAUACACGAGCGCCUGCACACGGGUGAGAAGCCCUUCGUGUGUAAAAGCUGCGGUGCUGGCUUUCAUCGCAAGAGCAGCUACCUGCAGCACGUGGCCAUACACCUGCCUGAGAAGACUGUGCAGUGCGACCAAUGUCCAGCGAGGUUCAAAUCCGUGACACUGAUGCGUAUACACAAGAACCGUCACCGGCCGUCGCCGUAUACGUUCAAAUGCGGCGUCUGCAACAACAGCUUCGCGCGGCGACGCAACGUGGCGCGACAUCUGCAGCGAGUGCACGGACUGGCUCCCGACCAUCACAUACACAGGAUAAAAAUACACUGAAGCAUACAUGACGAGAUACAUUUAGGCAACGACAAAUACAUUUAUGGCUGAAGGGAUUAGAGCUAAAGAUUGAAUACAUUAAAGCAGUGAGAGUUGCUUACGGAAACUGAUUAGAAAGGCUGAAAAAAUAAUACACGAAGCAACUUGCGAAAUCUAAGUGUGGUGACUGUAAGAACAACUGGGUACGGCGCCGUGGAGUGAAAGCAGAGAGUUUACUGAUUGACCUCUUACCACCAGUUACACACAAACAUAUACAGGAUAAAAAUACACUGAAGCGACGAGAUAUAUUUGGGCAACGACAAAUACAUUUAUGGCUGAAGAGAUAAGAGCUAAAGAUUAAAUACAUUAAAGCAGUGAGAGUUGCCUACGGAAAAUGAUUAGAAAAGCCGAAACACACAAGACAAGUUAAAAAGAAACAUUAUUUCGCAGACAGAGAAGCAUUAAACAAAAUUUUAAUUAAUGUUGUCAGCUAAUGAAAAUAAUACAUUUUAUUUAAUUAAUUGAAAAAAAUGCGGGUUCCAAUUUUUUUUUAUUUUCGGUUUUAUGUCCUAUAUUUUAUGUUAUUUUAAGAUAAUAAUAAUUUGUUCUGCUUAGUUGACACUCGGAAUAAAGGCCCAGCCUCCAUACAAAAUUGGGACAUUAAUCAAUCAAUUAAAAAAAUCAAUACAUUUGAGCAACAGCAAAUAAAUUUACGACUAAAGAAGUAUCAAUGACUGAAUAAUUAAUAUGUAUUAAGUAAAUUAAAAAACCGUUUAGAAAUAAAAUAAAAAUUUUUAAUAUUUAGGUA
Messenger RNA from Bicyclus anynana (squinting bush brown), 2367 nucleotides. RefSeq names its product zinc finger protein 813. Gene Ontology annotation, cellular component: nucleus. The transcript is spliced from 6 exons. NCBI's taxonomy places the organism in Eukaryota, Metazoa, Arthropoda, Insecta, Lepidoptera, Nymphalidae. Gene Ontology annotation, biological process: regulation of transcription by RNA polymerase II. Bases 354 to 1580 code for a protein of 408 amino acids. Gene Ontology annotation, molecular function: RNA polymerase II cis-regulatory region sequence-specific DNA binding; DNA-binding transcription factor activity; zinc ion binding. The record is from RefSeq and is a predicted model, not a curated record.